AUGUCGAAUGAAGACGGGACACAGGUGUUUAAAGGCACCACCAGCGAAGAUGUUCGUUUGGAAAAUUUAGGUUAUGAGCAGGAGCUCAAGCGUUCCUUUGGUCUGCUUAGCAUGAUUGGAUUUAGUUUCAGUGUUGUGACAUCAUGGACGGCUCUGAGUGGUGUGUUCAUUGUCGGAGUCACAUCUGGUGGUCCGCCGGUGAUGAUUUUCAGUUUCAUUGGCGUUAGUCUUCUCACACUCGCCGUUGCCAUUCCAAUGGCGGAAAUGUGCAGCAUGCUUCCGGUUUCUGGUGGUCAAUAUUCAUGGGUUGCUGCUCUCGCUCCUCCAAAGAUUGCUCGAGGGUUAUCAUAUGUUACUGGCUGGUUUAUGCUCGUUGGUGUCCUAGCAAUGGGUGCGACAAACAACUCGAUUGCAUCGAAUUUCGUGCUUGGAAUGGCGAACCUGAUAUUCCCCGACUAUGUCAUUGAAAGAUGGCAGACCGUGCUCGUCGCCUAUCUCGUUGCUUUUCUCUCGGCUGCCGUCAAUAUAUGGGGAUCCCAUCUACUCCACCGCAUCUCGAAGUUCAUUCUGAUCUGGAACGUCGCCUCUUUUAUUAUUAUAACGAUUACACUUCUCGCAAUGAACGAUCACAAACAGUCACCCUCCUUUGUUUUCACGGAAUUUGAGAACUCAACCGGUUGGGGCACAGGCAUGGCCGCUAUCAUAGGUAUCUUGCAAGCCUGCUUUGGAAUGUGCUGCUACGAUGCGCCCUCGCAUAUGACGGAGGAAAUGAAAUCUGCCUCCAAGGAAGCCCCGAAGGCGAUUGUUCUCGCAGUUAUACUUGGUGCGGUGACUGGCUUCGUCUUCCUUGUCACUCUUUGCUUCUGCAUCGGCGAUAUCGCAUCGACUGCCAGUAGCAGCACUGGAGUGCCCGUCAUCCAGAUCAUCUACGAUUCAACUGGAAGCAAGGCUGCGACCGUGAUAUUGUCUAGUAUGAUCACUGUGAUUGUUAUAGUUGCCGGAAACAAUAUCUUGGCUGAGGGAUCGCGUUCCGUGUAUGCCUUUGCUCGUGACAAUGGACUUCCUUUCUCGAAGGUCUUCAGCAAGGUCAACAACAAAAGCCAGGUGCCUGUGAAUGCAGUGUUACUCACCCUUGUAGUCCAACUGGCUUUAGAUGCCAUUGAAUUUGGCACGACUACUGGCUUUGAAACAGUCAUUUCGAUAUCCACCGAGGGAUUCUAUCUUUCCUAUGCCAUGGCUCUCGGGAGUAGAUUACUCGGAUACUUUUCGGGGCAUGUGAUCAAGCUGGACGGCCCAUACUCAUUCUCCGUCCCAGUGUCUAUUGCGCUCAACGCUAUUGGACUCGUAUUCCUCUUGUUCGCUUCCAUCACCUUCAACUUCCCAAGCACUUACCCGGUCAACCACGAGUCGAUGAACUAUACUAGUGCUGCUAUUGGGGUUGUUGCUCUUCUAAGUAUCGUUACCUGGAUCACGACCGGCAAGAAGAACUUUACUGGUCCAGGUGCUGUCAGUUUUCUGACCGGACAUACUGCUGCUGCAGACAGAGCACGACCUCAGGAAGUAGAACAGAAAAAGAGCUAA
Messenger RNA from Penicillium longicatenatum, 1581 nucleotides. RefSeq names its product putative GABA permease. The coding region runs from base 1 to 1581 and encodes 526 amino acids. Gene Ontology annotation, molecular function: transmembrane transporter activity. Lineage: Eukaryota; Fungi; Ascomycota; Eurotiomycetes; Eurotiales; Aspergillaceae. The record is from RefSeq and is a predicted model, not a curated record. The transcript is spliced from 5 exons. Gene Ontology annotation, biological process: transmembrane transport; amino acid transport. Gene Ontology annotation, cellular component: membrane.